AUGGCGAAUUUCAUUUCCGAAGUAGUACAGCUGAGAAGAGGUCUGAAACCUAAAGGGAAGACUUAUGGGUUGACCAAUCAGAAGAGACGAGAGAUCAGAGAAGUCUUUGAUCUCUUCGACAUAGACGGUUCAGGUAGCAUCGAUGCUCGCGAGCUCAACGUUGCCAUGAGGUCUCUCGGAUUUGAGAUGAAUAACGAGCAAAUAAACGAAUUGAUGGCAGAAGUAGAUAAAGACCAAAGUGGAGCAAUUGAUUUCGACGAAUUUGUGCAUAUGAUGACGACUAAAUUUGGAGAAAGAGACUCUACUGAUGAAUUGUCUAAAGCAUUUAAAAUCCUUGAUCACGACAACAACGGGAAGAUUUCACAGCGUGAUAUAAAAGUAAUUGCAAAGGAGUUGGGAGAAAAUUUCACAGAUAAUGAUAUAGAAGAAAUGAUCGAAGAAGCAGAUCGUGACAAAGACGGAGAAGUUAAUCUGGAAGAGUUCAUGAAAAUGAUGAGGAGAACUUCUUACGCCUACGAGAAGUAA
This is a messenger RNA of Microthlaspi erraticum, 525 nucleotides long. Lineage: Eukaryota; Viridiplantae; Streptophyta; Magnoliopsida; Brassicales; Brassicaceae. The record is from the annotation of a GenBank genome assembly.